Camelina sativa (false flax) is the source of this 2632-nucleotide messenger RNA. RefSeq lists its product as uncharacterized. NCBI's taxonomy places the organism in Eukaryota, Viridiplantae, Streptophyta, Magnoliopsida, Brassicales, Brassicaceae. The record is from RefSeq and is a predicted model, not a curated record. Gene Ontology annotation, molecular function: RNA-DNA hybrid ribonuclease activity; histone reader activity; nucleic acid binding. Gene Ontology annotation, biological process: negative regulation of transcription elongation by RNA polymerase II.
GUCUUCUUCGUUUCCCCUCUCUUCCCCACUCUCUCUCUCUCUCUCUCUCUCUCUCUCUCUUACUUUCUCUCUCCACAGUGUGUAUGUGUUUCUUCCCCUUUUCAACGACAAAAACUCACCGGCGGUUUCGAUUUCUGUGUAAGUUAAAAGGUUGAGAAUUUCUCAUCAAUUCAGGAUGAGUCCUGGUCAGUUGCCAUCAGAUUCGAUCAAAGUAGUUCCUGGUAGGAGUAAGCUGAGGGUUGAAUCUUCAAAUCCAGUUCCCAGAGGGAAUCCAAUAUCUAGACCUUCUAAAGUUAAGUUGAUUUCACCCGUGGAAGCUAUGAAACUUUCAUCUGGAAGCAAUGUGAUGCCGGUUUCUCCUGUUAAGCGUGCUCGUGCAACUUAUCAAGUACCAAACUCUGUCCCAGUUCGUCGAACUACUCAAACACCAACAAGACCUGUCCUGGCUCGAUCAACUUCUGAAGUACCAAGACAUGUACCGGGUCGUUCACCUCCUGAAGCACCAAGACCUGUUCCGGCUCAACCAACUCCUAAAACACCAAUACAUGUCCCGUCUCGGCCAACUUCUGAAGCACCAAGACAUGUACCGGGUCGUCCACCUCCUGAAGCACCAAGACCUGUUGCGACUCAAGCAACUCCUAAAGCACCAAUACAUGUCUCGUCUCGUCCGAUUUCUGAAGCCCCAAGACCUGUCCAGGCUCGUCCAACUCCUGAAGCACCAAGACAUGUCCCGCCUCGUUCAACUCUUGAAGCACCAAGACCUGUUGCGGCUCAACCAACUCCUAAAGCACCAAUACAUGUCCCGUCUAGUCCAAUUUCUGAAGCACCAAGAGUCCAGGCUCGUUCAACUCCUGAAGCACCAAGACAUGUCCCGGCUCGUCCAACUCCUGAAGCACCAAGACGCGUCUUGGCUUUUCCUGCAGAAGGUUUCAGAAAAAAAAUCGUUUGCGGUCUUCGAGCUCUGAGUCUGACUACUCCACCAGUGAGACAGGAUACCAAUCCAAGACUCCUUCAAUCAAAGACGAUUGAGCCUCCUACUAGUCCACGUUCUUUGCAGAUUCGUUCAAGAAUCAAACAACAAGCUGCUAAUGCUACACAAGUUGUAGAAGGGACAAUUGUGGAAGUUGGUGAUAAAGCUAAAGAUUAUGGUUUCAAAGAGAUACGUCAAUCAGUCUCUAAUGAAGAACUAUCGGAGCUACUUCUAUUUCUACCAGCUCAGCACCCUACUUGGAACGGACGCAUUAUGGAUUCUGCCACACCACCUGAGUUUGACUGCGAGUUUUUGGCUAAACCGGCAUCCAAUAUCACGAGGAAGGCACUUAGACUUUCCAAGGCGAUUCCUGCAUUACUCAAGGUCGAAUUGCUUCCUACAUGCCACAUUCUUAUUGAUCUGUUUGGCAGAAUCCCAACGCUAUUGAAUGUCGAAGUGUACCUUUUCCCAGAUGAGAAGAAAACAGAGAGGUUUAAAGAAGAAUAUACUCAUCUGUUUGAGGCUAUAGCAACUCGCAAUGCCAUGAUUAAAAUUGGUAUAAACGCCACUGAGUUGUUGAUAUUUUCCUCGACGCUAUUGGACAAUACCUCCCAGUUUCUCAUCAAUACGCAGAAGAAAACAGAAUACUUCCUUUGGGGCUUUUUUCUCCAGACCAAAAACUUACUUACACUUGUUCCCGGAACUGCUUCUCAAAUUGAUAAAGAGUCUGAUGAUGGGGAUGUUAUUGACAUGGAUAUAGACACUGAAUGCCUUACCGCGAAUGUGGCUCUGAAGCUUAUUGCAGAAUCACAAAACACUCCCUCAAGAUCACCGGAGAAGUUGAGCAAACAAGCAAGUUUACCUCCUGGUUUCGAGAAGAUAUGGGCACCACCCUUGGCGAAACUUAAUAUACAAGGAACUUUAAACACUUUGACUGAUCAAACCGUGUCCUCUGGAAUAGUGCGUAACCAAUCAGGGAAGUGGUUGUUUGGGUACAUUAGGUGCCAUAAGAGCAUCUCUGAAGUGGCAGCUGGGCUACUGGCUAUAUACCAUGGCCUGAAAUUUUUGUGGGACAGCGGUUUCCGAAGAAUCCAAUUGGAGACAACAAGCUUUGAGAUCAUCAAUGCUCUAGCAACAAAAUCGUACCUGUGUCCUAAAAGAAGAACAAUCCUAAGAUCGUGCAAGGACAUGAUCUUGAGGGAAUGGGAGUGUGACAUUUACCAAAUCUCCAAAGAAGAGAACUCGUGUGCAGAAUGGCUAGCCAGCAGAUCAGAAGAACAGCCUCAAGGAUUAGUUUUCUUCGAAUACCCUCCUCGAGGCCUUGUGGAUCUUCUGGAGAAAGACCAGCUUGCAGCUAGAUAAGCUGCUUCAGCUUUUGAGGUACAGUCGUAGUGAACAGCUUAGAGGUACAUAGCUUGAUUUAGUAGUUUGACCUUUUGAGAAUACUAGAAGAAGAAGAAGAAGAGAUGUUUAGAUUGUUAAUGAGACAUCGUAGAAGUACAGUGGAGUUUCAUUGUAAACACAGCUCAAGUACACACACAAACCUUUUUGUGAAGUGAAGAAUCAAAAUAACUGUAGAGUUUUCACACUCCAGUAUCACUGUUGUUCAUUCUCUUCAGAUUUAAUUGCACAUGAACCCAAUUCACCAAACAGAAAACCCAA